Sabethes cyaneus is the source of this 1548-nucleotide messenger RNA. RefSeq names its product larval cuticle protein LCP-30 (gene Cpr49Ab). The record is from RefSeq and is a predicted model, not a curated record. Gene Ontology annotation, cellular component: chitin-based extracellular matrix. NCBI's taxonomy places the organism in Eukaryota, Metazoa, Arthropoda, Insecta, Diptera, Culicidae. Gene Ontology annotation, molecular function: structural constituent of chitin-based larval cuticle. Bases 140 to 970 code for a protein of 276 amino acids. The transcript has 3 exons.
CUCCAUGACGAGUAUAUAAAAGAAAGACAUUUCUACAGGAAAUUACAAUCAGUCUGGCUAUUGAUUAGAAACGACUUUAAUUUGACCGAAUUCUAACGUCAUCGUGCGCUUAGUGAUAGACAGUGAUUCGAUAGUGAAAAUGAAGCUGGUUUCGGCUGCUUUUCUGAUUACGGUUGCUCUCUCUGUAGUGCUGGCGCAAAAUGAUGGAAGAUAUAGACCACCAACGACAACUUCUACCGUGCGUCCGUUUACCAGAUACAGACCAUAUCGACCGUACGAUCCUUUUAAUCAGCUAGGUCGCUAUCAGGGUCGAAACGAUGGUCGCUACGUGGGUGGGAAUGAUGGGCGCUAUUACGGGGGUAACGAUGGGCGCUACAUUCCCGGAAAUGAUGGAAGGUAUGUACACUUGGACGGAAAAUAUCAGCAUGUAGGUGAUGGGGAUCGCGGCAAGUAUAAACACGUAGUGGGUCCUUCCGGGUCUAACGCUGGGAAACAAGGCUCCUCCGGAGGUGGAAAUGGGGCGGCAGCUAGCGGUGAUGGUGCCAAUAUAAGCCCAGCUCCAACUUCUGCUGCACCUCCUGUUCCAACAACAGCGUUCAUUGCCACCACUCCAGUACCAGUGUUGGCAAAACGAGUUCAGCAAAAAAUAACUCCUCGCUUGGGUGACGCAGAUGGGUGGAAAAUCAUUCGAUUGGAAAAUAAUGUUCGCAAGGAUGGUUACAAUUACGUAUUUGAAACCGAGAAUGGCAUCAACGCCGAAGAAUCGGGCCGAAUCGAAAGUGACGGCCAAGGAUCCGAGGGACUGCGCUCGCAGGGAUUCUAUGAGUACGUUGGCGACGAUGGGCAGGUGUAUCGGGUAGACUACGUUGCUGAUACUAACGGAUUUUUACCACAAGGCGAUCACAUUCCAAAGGUGCCACCGGCGAUCGAAAAACUGCUACAAUAUUUGGCCAGUCAACCGAAGAAAUAGUGAAUUAGUGAAUUAACGAAAAAUGAAAAAAGUGCAUGCUUUCAAACAGACUUGUUCUCAACUAACCGGUGUAGAGUAGUAUAACAGUUAUAAGAGUAACGCUACUCACAGAAAAUCCCUGAAAGUAGGCAGAAAAGUGUAUACUACAUUAAACAUCGCUUUUGUUUAUCCUUCAGCACUUCAUUUUCCAAAACGAUAAAAUGAAAAUAUUUUUUGUAAAAAUAUGUUAAAAGAGAACUAAUUUGUAAUCCAGUACCAUUUGUAUAAUAUUACAAAUGUUUAUGGACGAGUAUACGAAGUAUAUUAUCUAUGAAUAUUACUGUCAAUUAUACAAGCAUAAAAAAUAGUAUGAGAGAAAAUUUAUUUCAUCGACACCAAAUUCGAUUACUUUGUAUUUUAUGCCAAUCAGCCGCAGUGAAUUCUAAGCCGGUUUAGAACGUAAAUCACCCAAUUAUAUUUACAAAAACACAUGUAACAUAAUCAUCAGUAAUUCAAUUACAAUAAACUAAAAUUGUCUUUAUUUUUACAGAAUCACAUUUAUAGAUUCAAAAUCGUUUCAAAACAAAAAUUUACUAAAA